UGGGAUAACUGGUGAUGUAGAUCGAGUGCUGGCAAUUGGUGAUGCCAGGGGAAGGGAGAAGCGUAGCGCCACGCAUCGACUACUUCUCCCGCUUUGACUCCCCGCAUCGUCACAACAUGGACCACCAGGAGCUACCCCCUCCUUCUCUUCGAUCUUAUCGAACCCUAAUCUGAUCUUCUUCCCCCUAACCGAAGCCAAUCCCAAUUUUUUCUUUGUUUCCCACCCUUUCUACCCCAACUUAGCCUCUUGCCAUGCAACCCUGUUUCUCCUCCAACGCCCUCCAGAGAGAGGACCCUUUUUAUUCCCCCAGAAAUUUGGCUUCUUUUCCGUAUAGUAUCGUCCAAUUCACCAGCUAUGUCCGCUGAUACUCAUGUCCCUGCUUCCAGGGUUAUUCUCUGCAAUGCUGGGGCCGGUGCCGCUGCCGGAGUUAUUGCUGCCACGUUUGUAUGUCCAUUAGACGUCAUCAAAACCAGGUUUCAGGUUCAUGGGCUGCCACAGCUCGCUAAUGGAAGUAUUAAAGGCAGUCUAAUAGUUGGUAGCUUGGAACAAAUAUUUCACAAGGAGGGGUUUCGUGGCAUGUACCGCGGUCUGGCUCCAACUGUGCUGGCUCUACUCCCAAACUGGGCGGUUUAUUUUACCAUUUAUGAGCAGUUUAAGAGCCUUCUCUGUUCCAAUGAUGAACACCAUCAUCUCCCAAUUGGAGCUAAUAUGCUAGCUGCUUCUGGUGCUGGGGCUGCGACUACCAUUGCUACAAAUCCACUUUGGGUUGUCAAGACCAGACUUCAAACCCAGGGAAUGAGAUCUGCAGUUGUGCCCUAUAGGAGCACACUAUCUGCUCUGAGGAGAAUUGCUCACGAGGAGGGCAUUCGGGGGCUGUACAGCGGCCUUGUACCUGCUCUCGCUGGUAUUAGUCAUGUUGCCAUUCAGUUUCCAACAUACGAGAAAAUAAAAUGUUAUUUGGCAAACCAAGAUAACAAAGCCACAGACAAGCUUGGUGCUCGUGAUGUUGCAAUUGCGUCAUCAGUUUCAAAAAUUUUUGCAUCCACCUUAACAUAUCCGCAUGAGGUUAUACGAUCUAGAUUGCAAGAGCAAGGAUACCACUCGGAGAGGCGGUAUUCUGGUAUGGUUGACUGCAUUCAGAAGGUGUUUCAGCAAGAUGGCCUACCUGGAUUUUACCGUGGGUGUGCAACAAACCUGUUGAGGACAACCCCAGCUGCUGCAAUCACAUUCACCAGCUUUGAAAUGAUACACCGUUUUCUUGUUUCACUCUUCCCUUCUGAUCCACAAACUCAUACAUUGUGAUGAUGGAUCAUGGUCAGCUUGCGCGAUGAUAGUAUUGUUCUGAUACACAAAUUAGUCCAGCUGGCUAAUCAUUCUUUUAAUCUUUUAGAGAAGUGAGAUGAGAAGUCCUAUUCUUUUUGUAUUUUAGUUGUUUUCUGUUGUUCUCACAUAAUCUGAAUUAAAGUAGAGGCUUCUCCCUCUUCAAGGUGGUGCGAAAUCAUUGUCUUAGCAGCUGGACUGAAGGAUAAUUAUAUGAAGUGAUAAUGACGAUAAGGAUGAUGAGUGGUGCAAUUACGUGCUCGUCUUUACCAAGCAAGCAACAGUUUAAUAAUCUGUUCAUCUCGAAUAUUAGUUAUCACUCACUGCUUGGCAUACUGCAUUCUGUAGACACGCGGUUUGAUGAUCAGAACGAGUAUUUGUCUUGUCGGAGUCUGGUUUUACAUUCUAACGAAGCAAGGAGUUAGAAAUCUACCAUAUUGGCCUUCAUUCACUUCAAGAUGUUAAUGAUUUUUCUUUUGGGUCACUUUGUAAUUGGGAUCGAGUGGUUGAAUCUCAUUAGCAUUGAUGGGGCAUUUUUGUCUCUGAAAUAUUUUUCAAACAACACCUAGAAUCUUAAACUAUUUGGUGUAGUACUUUUAAUUAAAAUGUAGUAUUUUUCACCUACCUAUCCAAACCGUUUGAAAAUCUGAUUGGACUUCACUCUGAUCAGAAUUAAAAUGCUGAUUGGAUUUAACCAUUCUUCUUUGUCUUCUCUCUACUUCAUCUCUCUAUCGUGAUUCUUCGUCUUCCUCACCUUCUGCACCAUCAAUCUCUUCUCCAAGGUUCUUGUUGAAGUAUUUCAGCAUGCCCUUCCUUAAUAUAUCAUAAACCGGCAGCCUCUCGGUUGCAGCCGGCAUUAACUCGUAUUCAUCGCUUCCUCCCUACAGGAUUCCAGCUGGAACCUGUGAUCGAUGAAGACACAAACAAGAGGUCGAACAACACACGAUUUGGGUGAUGGCAUGCAUAUAAGAGAUAUCGAUGGGUCAAACGUCAUGAACACCAUCUAGACAAGUCGAACGACAGCGGACUGGUGGCAGAUGGGUAUGCAAGCUGGAGGGGAAGAGGGAACAUAUGCAAGGAAGAAAGGAAUGGACGAGUACGAACACGAACGGACGCUAGGAAGAAAGGAAUGAAUGGCAUGAACAUGAUCUGGACUUGUUUGUUUUUUCAAACCCCAACAUCGCUUUCUUUCUCUCUCUCUCAUUUUGGACCCUCUUCUUACCCCAUCAGAUUAUUGUGCCACAUAUGAAUUUGCCUCUUCUUUCUGGCAUUUUCACUAGCUUUUCUUUGGGUGUGGUGAUUCUUCGGUCUUGUAAAUGCCCUUGAAUGGUACGAUCGGGCUUAUUUGUUUCUUUAGCUCCUUGUUGCAUUUUCUUGUUGAAUGAAGUGUUCUGAUUAAUGGUGA
Molecule: messenger RNA, 2725 nt
Organism: Prosopis cineraria
Lineage: Eukaryota; Viridiplantae; Streptophyta; Magnoliopsida; Fabales; Fabaceae
Product: nicotinamide adenine dinucleotide transporter 1, chloroplastic
Exons: 9
Coding region: 355-1302 (315 amino acids)
Biological process (GO): NAD transmembrane transport
Molecular function (GO): NAD transmembrane transporter activity
Source: RefSeq, a predicted model, not a curated record